CACAGAGAGACAUAACAAAGAACUUCUCUACUUCUCUAUCUGUGUGGCCUCCGAGAGAGAGUCUCUUUGUUCUUGGCUUCAAUCUUCCUCUACCUGAGUUGAGUUUCCAUUCGAUCGAGACGAUCUUGUAUUCUGAUUUUGUAUAAUGGGUGGACGUUCGAUUGAUGUUGAGCUGGAACUUCCCUCUUCUAAUGCUGCUCGCACUAUGGUCUUAGUUGGACGCACUGGUAAUGGAAAAAGUGCAACAGGCAACAGCAUUCUUGGCAAAAAAGCCUUCAAUUCCAGGCGUAGCUCUAGUACUGUCACGACCACUACUGAAUUGAAGACUGCUACCUUGGAAGAUGGACAACAAAUUAAUGUUAUAGACACUCCUGGUCUUUUUGAUAAUUCUGCCAAAUCAGACUUUAUUGGCAAAGAAAUUGUCCAAUGCAUUAAAUUGGCCAAGGAUGGAAUCGAUGCUGUUCUUGUGGUUCUCUCAACUAAAACUCGCUUAUCAGAAGAAGAGGAGUCUGCAAUCCGUAGCUUGGAAACUCUAUUUGGAAGUAAAAUCUUUGACUAUAUGAUUAUUGUCUUUACGGGGGGAGAUGAGUUGGAAGAAAAUGAUAGCACUUUGGAAGAUUAUUUGGGCCGUGAUUGCCCGGAGCCUUUGAAGGAAAUCCUUGGUCUGUGUGGAAAUCGCUGUGUGCUUUUUGAUAACAAGACUAAGGAUGAAAGCAAGAGGGUCGAACAAGUGCAGCGGCUUCUCUCGCUUGUAAACUUGGUUACAGCACAGAAUGGUGGGCGGCCAUACACGGAUGAGAUAUUUGCUGAAGUGAAGAAAGAGGCCAUGAAACUUCGUGAUCAACAAGAAGAGGUUGCUUCUUUGGAGGGGUAUUCAAAACGAGACAUAUCUCAUUUGAAUGAGCAGAUGCAGCUUGCACAUGAUCUGCAGCUUAAACGAAUUACUGAGAUGGGUGAGUUAAAGAUAAGAGAGAAUACCAUAAUGCUUAAACAAAAGUUAGCAGGUGAACAUGCUGCACGAUUAAGAGCUGAAGAGAUUGCCCAAGAGGCUCAACAAAGGUCUGAGAAUGAAAUCCGAAAGCUUAGUGACGAUCUACAAGCAGAGAAGCGGAAAAGUUACAGAAGCGGCAGCAUAGACCACAGAUUCAGAUGUGCUAUUCUUUAAUGUAAUGAUUGAUAGGCUAUGUGGUAAGGAGAUCGUGGAGUUUGCUGCAACUGGUUGCGACGUCUGGUUUAUGGCUAUGGUAUCAUGUGUAAAUGUGAAAGAUGCUGGCUCACAGGUGGAAGUUUAAUUAAUAUCUCAACUCUUGAACUGUAUCGGAAUAAUGUUGUAAGUAACCAUGUACAUAUAAAGAAAAGUAAUAAAUGUUGAUCUAAGUAUCACUAAUGCUAAUUGAUACACAAAAUAAAUCAUAAUAAAGAUUAAUUGAUAUGAUACAGCUCAUGUCAACACUCCCCU
Messenger RNA from Rosa chinensis, 1459 nucleotides. Its product is annotated as immune-associated nucleotide-binding protein 9. Lineage: Eukaryota; Viridiplantae; Streptophyta; Magnoliopsida; Rosales; Rosaceae. The coding region runs from base 146 to 1165 and encodes 339 amino acids. Gene Ontology annotation, molecular function: GTP binding. The record is from RefSeq and is a predicted model, not a curated record. The transcript is spliced from 6 exons.